Messenger RNA from Trichoderma gamsii, 1950 nucleotides. RefSeq lists its product as hypothetical. The record is from RefSeq and is a predicted model, not a curated record. The coding region runs from base 1 to 1950 and encodes 649 amino acids. The transcript is spliced from 3 exons. Lineage: Eukaryota; Fungi; Ascomycota; Sordariomycetes; Hypocreales; Hypocreaceae.
AUGUGGCCUCUGGAGCAAACAGCCCCUGUUGGAGAAGGCAAUGUCCUCGUGACGCCUGAGGCCUCGCCUCUGGUCUCGCUCGGCAGAAAUGCUCCCAAUGGGGGCGGCUUUCGCAGUGUGCGACCACCCCCUGAGGGAGCUUCUGCAGCGAACGCUGCUCCUCUUGCCUGUCCCCUUCUUCCGCCUCCUCCUGUUUUCCAUUCCAGGUUCACUAUUCGCCGGAGGGAUGAAGCUCGUCAAAUCAGGCCGCUGCCUCAGGAACGAUAUCCUCCUCCCACAGCGCCGCCUCCUCGAGCAGUGGCCUUCCCUUCGAGGCCUCUUCCUCGAGUUACAUCCUCCCCUCCAGCCUCUCAAACCGGCCCCAUCAACCACCCCAGCCUUCUGGGGUCAAAUCCUCCUCAACAACCGGCUGCCACGAUGGAGCAAAAUCCUCAACUCCCGUUUGUUCCCUCGUCGGCGCCGAUGAUUCGAGAGCAGGAGGCUCUUCGGGUGGGCAAUGCCCUUCGCACCGGGAUGCCGUUGAGGUCUGACGACCUGAGGCAGCCAAGGCCGUUGCCGUCGCCGCAAAGGCAACCUGAUCACCAAGUUGUGCAAGGUGGACAGCUACACCCCUGGAAUCUUCCAGGCCGAGAAGUUGUUCCUUCAGUGCCUGACGAUAGUCCUGUUGAGCCACAGUGGAGGACCGGGGAAUUUCUUUGGAUUCGUGUUGGAGGCAAGAAUUUCAGACUGCCGAUGCAUAUUUUAUCCGAGAGCUCGUUCUGGUCUGCUCUUGCUGUCUUCGAGCCGCCGCCACAGGGCUGGUCGAUCCCUGAUGUCAAUCAUGAGAUCUUCACCAUUCUCAUCGGAUGUGUGUAUACAGAGUUUGGCUUUCAUGGCACUAAAAGUGAAUUGAACUUGGUCAAGCUUUGCUAUGCAUUUAGUCUUGCCAAGAAAUGGGGGAUGGCGCAGGACCGAAGAAAGCUUCGAGAUACAACCUAUCGGUAUAUUGUUCGAAGAAUCUUGGGUCAUGACCCAAAUGUGCCUGAGGACAGCCGCAAUCUUGAUCACAGUCACUAUCUAUAUCGGUCAGAGGAGUUAUAUCGUACAUGGGAACUUUCCGCGAAGGACAGAUCCACUCAAAAGAUGCUCGCUAACCACGAUAUGAUUGCGUUGUACUGCUGCGUCAUCCCGCAGGAUCUGUGGCCGGAGUUGACAGCUCGUUUCAAGAACGAGUUUAUACUGCUUCUCCAUGUGUCAGCGGCAGCACGCAGAAACUCGGCUGGUGUGGCGUCGGGAGUGGACUACCGUAGGUGGUGGCUUCACUACUACCGCCUAGCAGGCUAUCAAGAUGCGAGCUGGCUGAGCCCUGAUGCGCAGCAUCGCCUCUUUGCACCGCUGAAUCCUGAUGAGGAUAAGAGCCCCCAGGAGCGAGCAGAGUUUGCGGCUGCUCGAGCACGUGGAAGCGCGUUGGUGAAUGCGUUUGAGGCACAGCAAGCACAAGAGCAGCAGCCAGUCACUCCAGUCACUCCAGUUACAACAGCUACUCCAGUUACUCCAGUUAUAACAGUUACUCCAGUCACAACGGCUACUCCAGUCACAGCAGUUACUUCAGUCAUUCCAGAUACUUCAUCUCGUGAGGAGUUCGAAGAUGCUCCUGAAUACCUCCCCUCAGCAACGCACCACCAGGAGACCCGGCGCGUUCGUUUUGCAGAGUCUCCACAAGUCAUCAUAUAUACUCCUCAGAUCGAAUUGUCGGAGACGCGGCAUGUUCGUUUUGCAGAGUCCCCUCAAAUUAUCAUAUAUACUCCUCAGAUCGAAUUGUCGGAGACCCGGCGUGUUCAAUUUGCAGAGACUCCACAAGUCAUUGGAAAUCCUCCUCAAAUCGAUGGGGUCCAAAUGCCUAGCCAUAAUGCAGUUCCUGAUCCCCCUGAAGAGGAGACAUUCCACGGAGAAGCCGCGCGUGCAGCUUAA